AUGGCAAUGUCGCUUGACCUAAUGAAGCCUACCUUGCCUGCCCAGCAUAUGGCAUUCACAGUUCCCAAUAUCUUUUCGUUUUCCAAAGGCCAAAGCGUGAGUUCGCCACUACAAGGUCCAACUGGUUCGUUCAAAUACUGCUUACUGAUCUUCCCUGCGGGUACGGAAAUAGCUUCUACUGCGGAGGGAAAUGCCCAGCCGGUCUCUGCUUUUUUGAAGAUUUCGCCACCAGAGCACCUAAGAGACAACUGGACUUGUCCAGAUGUGCGCUAUUCACUCUGGAUAAAAAGUCUGAAGAGAAUCAAACCACCCGACAUUGAGUACAAAGACAAGAACACCUUCUGCAAAGAACAUGAUGAUAGAGGAUGGCACGACAUGUUCAAGCGCGACUGUCUGCGAGACUAUGUGAGUCCAGAUGGUGCCUUGCAGAUCAUGGGUAUAAUCCACAACCUUCCUUAUGUCCACCCACCUCCAGAGACGCCAAAGCCGCUCUUCCCUGGCCUGGAUUUCUCCACCGAAGCAAGGAUGCUCAGCUUCCGUUUGGCUGAAGGCUCUUCGCUCUUCUUCGACCAGCGCCUUCUGAUGGCGCGCAGCGAAUAUUUUCAAAAAAUGUUGACAUCAGACGAAUGGCAAGAGUCCAGAAAAGGAGAAGUGGAUUUUACUGGGGAUCCUCACGUGACGAAGCAGAUCAUGCAAGCCAUCCUCCAUUUCAUCCUGUCCGAUUCUUUUCAAGUUGGAUCUGUGGAAUUCAAUCUGGAAGUGCGGAAGUUGGCAGAUCGCUUCUGCUUGAAAUCCUUGGUGGAAAAGGUGGAUGCAGCGAUGAAAGACAUGCUGAACGAGGACAACCUGUUGCAGAUCCUUGCAGAGAUGCAUGACACCGACAGUGUGGUGGAGAAAUCCUGUUGGACGAUGCUGGAGUCGGACUGCAACAUCUUGGCCAAACACGAAGAUCUGUUGGACACGCUGAUCGCGGAGAAGCCGACCUUGGCCAGAAAGCUGAUCCUUCUGGGAACGAAACGACGGCGACGUAAGAAAAAACGCGAGGCUUUCGUGUUGCACAUCGAGACGCAGGGUUUCUUGAAACUUGGUAGCACAGGGCUGAAUUUUUCACACUUCGCUGGGCUUUUGGCCCAAGAAGCCCAAGUCCGGGUGAAGAUUGAGAAUUUGGAGCUGAAGAUUCCCGAUGUUUUCUCCUUUUCCAAAGGUGUAGCUGUGUCGUCUCCAGUGGUUGGUCCGACGGGCUCCUUCCAGAUCAUCUUGAGGGUCUACCCUUCGGGCAUGAGUUCCGAAGUGUCGGAUUCUCGGCAUGUUGCUGGGUUCAUCCACAUCCUGCCACCAAAGCACCUGAAGGAUAGCUGGAGCUGCGCGGAUGUAAGAUUCUGGAUUUGGGUUGAGAGGAACAACGAUUCCGCUUGUGUGUCUACGACGACGUCGUUCGACCAGACACAGAUCUCAAUCGGAUGGAACGACAUAUUGUCGGGGAGACGGCUUCAAGACUUCGUCACUUCGGAUGGUGAAUUGAGAGUCAAAGCGCAGGUUUGGAAUCUUCCUUAUGUCCAGCCACCAACAGAGACCUCAGAGCCCCUCUUCCCUGGGCUGGAUUUCUCCACCGAAGCAAAGAUGCUCAGCUUCCGUUUGGCUGAAGGCCCUUCGCUCUUCUUCGACCAGCGCCUUCUGAUGGCGCGCAGCGAAUAUUUUCAAAAAAUGUUGACAUCAGACGAAUGGCAAGAGUCGAGAAAUGGAGAAGUGGAUUUUACUGGGGAUCCUCACGUGACCAACGAGAUCAUGAAAGCCAUCCUCCAUUUCAUCUUGACAGAUUCUUUUCAAGUUGGAUCUGUGGAAUUCAAUCUGGAAGUGCGGAAGUUGGCAGAUCGCUUCUGCUUGAAAUCCUUGGUGGAAAAGGUGGAUGCUGCCAUGAAAGACAUGCUGAACGCAGACAAUGUGCUGCAAAUUCUUGCGGAGAUGCACGACACCGACAGUGUUGUGGAGAAAUCCUGCUGGAAGAUGUUGAAGUCCGACUGCAGCAUCUUGGCACAGCACGAAGAUCUGUUGGACACGCUGAUUGCGGAGAAACCCGCCCUCACCAGAAAGCUGAUAUUGCUGGGUCGAAAGAAACGACCACGGCAAAGCUGA
Cladocopium goreaui is the source of this 2133-nucleotide messenger RNA. The record is from the annotation of a GenBank genome assembly. Lineage: Eukaryota; Dinophyceae; Suessiales; Symbiodiniaceae.